AUGUCUGACGAGGAAGACGAUUAUAUGUCUGAUGCUUUCCUAAGUCAAAUAAAAGAUGUCAAACCAGGCGUCACCAUGGUGAGGCGGGUAAGAGAAGCAAUGAAAAAAGAAGAAAAACACAAAGAGAUCAACAUUAAAAACCGCCAAAAAACCUUCAAGGAGCAAGAAAGGGAAAGUCGUGAAGCGGCUUUGCAGAGCUCCAUUAGUAAUGAGAAUAAGGGAUUUGCACUUUUACAGAAAAUGGGUUACAAAGCUGGACAAGGCCUUGGAAAGGAAGGGGCGGGCAGAGUUGACCCAAUUCCACUUAAUAUUAAAACUGACAGGGGUGGCAUUGGAAUGGAAGAGGCAAAGAAGAGAAAAGCCGAGGAAGAGCUGGAAGACUAUCGAAAGAAAAUACAGGCUAAACAACAAAACGAGACCAAAUCUCUUCAAGAUUUUAGGUCAAGAGUAAGGACUGAGAGAGAGGAGCGAAAAAUUGAACAAGACCUCAGAAGAAGUAAGCGAGCCUGUGAGCAGUUGGAUUCACAAAAGGGCAUCACAGUCCCAAGGGAGGAAUGGUACUGGCUUAAAGUAGGGAAUGAGGAGGAGACAGAUGAUUUUAAAGAAGAAGAGGUGGACGAGGACGAGAUUGUGGAAUUAACAAAACUGCAAAUACUGACAUCAUAUUUAAGAGGGAUCCAUUUUUACUGCAUAUGGUGUGGAACGACCUAUAAUGAUGAAGAAGACCUAUUCACAAACUGUCCUGGGAAUACAGAAGCAGACCAUGACUGA
Molecule: messenger RNA, 771 nt
Organism: Nerophis lumbriciformis (worm pipefish)
Lineage: Eukaryota; Metazoa; Chordata; Actinopteri; Syngnathiformes; Syngnathidae
Source: RefSeq, a predicted model, not a curated record